Molecule: messenger RNA, 1206 nt
Organism: Amorphotheca resinae ATCC 22711
Lineage: Eukaryota; Fungi; Ascomycota; Leotiomycetes; Helotiales; Amorphothecaceae
Exons: 1
Source: RefSeq, a predicted model, not a curated record
AUGUAUUCCACAUCCACCGUUGUCAUCCUCGGACUGGCAUCACUCACCAGCGGACACAUGAUCAUGAAUACCCCUGUCCCAUACGGCAAAUCCACUCUCAAUAACUCUCCACUCCUCGCAGACGGUACCGAUUUCCCUUGCAAACAGCGUCCGGGAGUGUAUGAUGCGGAGGGAGCCAACAACAUGAUGGCUCUUGGGUCAUCCCAAGAGCUUGCCUUUACAGGCAGCGCCACUCACGGAGGUGGUUCGUGCCAAGUCUCGAUCACCUACGACAAAGACCCGACCAAAUCCAGCGUCUUCAAGGUGAUUCACUCCAUUGAAGGAGGUUGCCCAAUCAAGGGUGUGGCUGGAAAUAACGGAGAUGAUGCCAACGCUGUGGAUCCAGACACCUACACCUUCACCAUACCAUCAGCCCUUCCAACGGGAUCCGCUACUCUGGCCUGGACAUGGUUCAAUAAAAUUGGCAACCGCGAGAUGUACAUGAACUGUGCUCCGAUCACCAUAACAGCGGCAGCCUCUAAGCGCAGUGAUGAAGGCAAUGUCACUCAACUCAUGGAGCGCGAUGCCGCAACAUACAACGCCCUUCCUAAUAUGUUCGUUGCUAACAUUGGUAAUGGAUGUACUACCCAAGACUCGACCGAUCUUGAGUUUCCCGAUCCUGGAGACUCGCUAGAUUUAUUUGGAACGGCCACGGCGACCCCUUCACCAGCAACCGGCACGGGAUGUGCAACCGCGACGGUAGCCACUGGUUCACCAGGAGUCUCCUCGGACUCUCCUCCUGUGGCAACAUCGGCUUCAACUUCAGCCCCGUCAUCAGCUUUGACAUCUGCCUCCCAGGUAGUCUCUUCGACUCCUCAAGGGUUAGAUGGAGUGUUUGCCACUGUCAUAUCCCAACCUUCGGCAGCAAGUCCCGCUCCCACAGUCUCUUCAACUAAGCCCGCAGGCCCAGUCGCUUCGUCAAUCAACAGCACUGCUUACCCUUCCACCACUUCCACCCCUUCUACCUCUUCUAUCCCACUCAGCACAGGCACCUCGAGCUCAGGCCCAGGACUAGCCCUUACCGGAGCUUGCUCAACAGAGGGGAUGUGGAGCUGCAUCAAAGGAAGCUCUUUCCAGCAAUGCGCCAGCGGAACCUGGUCUGUCGUCCAACCACUCGCUGCAGGCACCUCAUGCACACCUGGACAAUCCAACGACAUUGACAUUGCU